Carcharodon carcharias (great white shark) is the source of this 1495-nucleotide messenger RNA. RefSeq names its product SUMO-conjugating enzyme UBC9-B-like. Lineage: Eukaryota; Metazoa; Chordata; Chondrichthyes; Lamniformes; Lamnidae. Gene Ontology annotation, cellular component: nucleus. The coding region runs from base 314 to 826 and encodes 170 amino acids. Gene Ontology annotation, biological process: protein sumoylation. The record is from RefSeq and is a predicted model, not a curated record. The transcript is spliced from 7 exons. Gene Ontology annotation, molecular function: SUMO conjugating enzyme activity.
GGGCCCGCGAGGUGCGGGAAAACUCCAGCCCGGGGCCCCGCCUCGUCCGCAAUCUGAGUUGUUUUACGCGGUGAUUGUUUCUCAUCUCCGACGGUUUGUUCGCCGAGCCGGUCGUGAGUGGGCCCAAAGCCCCUGACAUCUCUCCCUCCCCUCCCCUUCAUCCGGAUUGGGUUUCAUUAUUGAGCUUGGACUGACUGAAGGAUGUUCGGUAGUGGGGGUGUCACAGUCUGGUUGAGCUCUUUAUUGAUCAGGGGUGGUGACCCCGAGGCAAUUCUCAUUCUUCAGGCUCUGUACUCAGCCGGGCUGUGAUCAAAUGGGACCAGACUUUUGGCUUCCAGGGACUCUCAAGAUGUCGGGGAUCGCCCUGAAUCGCCUCUCACAGGAAAGAAAAGCAUGGAGGAAAGACCAUCCAUUUGGUUUUGUGGCUGUGCCUGUGAAGAAUCCAGAUGGCACGAUGAACCUGAUGAAUUGGGAAUGUGCUAUUCCAGGCAAAAAAGGGACAACUUGGGAAGGAGGCUUAUUUAAACUCCGAGUGCUUUUUAAGGACGACUACCCAUCUUCACCACCAAAGUGCAAAUUUGAGCCACCAAUAUUCCACCCAAACGUGUAUCCGUCGGGAACUGUGUGUCUGUCAAUUCUAGAAGAGGAGAAGGACUGGAGGCCAGCAAUCACCAUCAAACAGAUACUAUUAGGUAUUCAAGAACUUUUAAAUGAACCAAAUGUUCAGGAUCCUGCUCAAGCAGAAGCCUACACAAUCUACUGCCAAAACCGUGUGGAGUAUGACAAGAGGAUUCGUGCACAGGCCCGGCGAUUUACACCAACAUAGAUAUGAGCCAGAGUGGGUUGUGGAAUGGAUGAUAGAAAAUGACAGGGAAAUUGCUUGGCAAGACCUUGUGGUUUUUUUACUAAAGUGACCAGGUUUUAAAUUGGGCCUUUGUUUUAUAAAGUCCCGAUGCAUUCUUUCCACCAGGAACUAUCUGAUGACUGACACUUUGUUUUCCCUUUCCUCCAGUCCCAGGUUUUUGUUUUUGCUUCAUAUUGUUGCCCCCAUGUGGAAAAUGAGCAUUGGUCAAUUAACAAGCCAGGUACUUGCUGACUUGGCUUAAUUCAAACCCCUUUCAGGGUCCUGACUGACGAUUUGUAUUUUUGAUGGUUUAUGAUAAAAUAUGAAGAUGAAAUAAACUUGCUUUUAUUUUAAUAAAGAAGCUGAUAUUCCGAGUGCUGUAAAAAGCUAAAACUUUUAUACUUUCCUAAUUCACAAGUCCAGAUAAUACCAUCUCCAUUUAUUAUUGUCAGUGUUUAAUGAGAGGAAUAUUGUUUUUUGUGCUGUUUAUGCAGAUGUAGAAGGCAAAUUUGAGCAUCCUGGGGUUAUUUUGUGUUCCACCAGGAGGCGGGCUGGACUCCCACUCGGCACAGUCUGUGCAACAUUUCCUCUGUUUACACAGCCUUGAUUUCAUGUGUGUCUUUAGAAAGAUAAUAAAGGAUUCGUACAAAA